Messenger RNA from Lasiosphaeria miniovina, 1236 nucleotides. RefSeq names its product 3-hydroxybutyryl-CoA dehydratase. The transcript is spliced from 4 exons. The coding region runs from base 1 to 1236 and encodes 411 amino acids. The record is from RefSeq and is a predicted model, not a curated record. NCBI's taxonomy places the organism in Eukaryota, Fungi, Ascomycota, Sordariomycetes, Sordariales, Lasiosphaeriaceae.
AUGCCAGAUGGUAGCGACUUGGAUGGCAAGGAGCUACUCACCCUAGUCCGCAGCGGUAACAACCCCUUCCACGGAGUUUUGGGCGUAAAUCUACUCAUUCUAGAGAUUGAGGAGAAUCUCAACACCCAGGUGAUCGACAUUCCAGCCAUCUACAAGGGCUCCAAUAGCUACGGUUUCCACAUCAAGUUGUCGAAUCGAACGGACGUCGUGGCGCGUUUGGCUCGCGGCGAUGUCAAUAUGCCACUCUUUGACGGCUUCCCAAUUCAUGCGCAGGUUUGCCGGGUCAAGUUCGAGGUGGCGACGUAUGAGCUCUUGCGCUCAGAGUCUAAUAUCUUGGCCUCCCGCCUGCUUUACCACCGUAUCCCAGUGCAGCAUGAUGGCCCUAGACUUGAUCUCCCUCGGGAUAUUGCGGGCCAUCGCUUGUUCUUGUUUGAAAGAGCAGAGGGAUAUAAUAAUAUAUGGCACGAUCUUAGCUCAGAACAGAAGGCUUGUCUUCUUGCUCAAGCAGCACACAUCCGCGCAUCACUGUUCAGCUUCAACCUCCCACUCGAAUUUGCCACUACUUGGCUCCGCGAACGCCUUUUUGAACAGAAGCCCGAAUUGCUCCCCAUUUCCGUUGCUCCCACACGCGAGUUCUGCGUUGCUCUUUUCAUAUCCAAGAUCGAAGCGACAAUCAGGAACAUAGGCGACAUGAUCGGAUGGGAGAGCAACCAUGUCACUGUUGGUCCCAUUGCUGCGGCAGCCAAACAGUCUCUCUUGCGCCUCAUCCCAUAUAUCAUACUUACAGAUGGCGACCAGACCUCUCUCUAUCGCCUCGUUCUUGAGCACAACAUGUCGAUUACAAUGGAUGCAAAUGGUCAACCCCUCGUGACGUCCCUGUACGACUGGGAGACUAGGUGCAUUGUACCAGCUAUCUUAUCCGAUCCGCUAAUGGCGGUAUGGGUCGAUCUAGUGCCAGAUGAGAAUGCCACCCCUUCAUUUAUUCGAGUGCCUGACGACGCAACUCCGGAUGACCGUGUGGAGUAUAUGACAUGGGCGAGGCAAUAUUUCAAGGUUCUCUUCACUCAAGCGCCUAAUUAUGAACGUGCAAUCCAGGCAGGGAAAGAUGCACGCCAUCUUUGGUUUGCGCUGCGAGACUGGCGAGGUGACGAUCCGGAGGGAUAUUUCGGUGGUCUGGGAGCUUGGGCUGAGAGUAGGAUGAAACAGCUUGGCGUGGGUGAAGCUCGUGCUGCCUAG